CAUCCAGACAUGCCCACCGAGACCCUGCCGUCGCUGGCAGAUAGCAAACCCACCUGCCCCGGGGCGGCCUUUGUCUCCGCUGUCCCCCUGCGCAUACUCAACAAGGGACCCGAGUACUUCCGGCGCCAGGUGGAGACCAACCCUAAGCGGCUGAGCGCCGUGGAGCGGCUGGAGGCGGACAAGUCCAAGUACGUGAAGAGCCAGGAGGUCAUCAACGCCAAGCAGGAGCCUGUCAAGCCCCAGCUGCUGGCCAAGCCACCUGUCUGCCCCGCCGUGGCCAAGAGAGGGGCGAAUGGUGGCGGUUGUGGUGGGGUGGCCCUCAAGACAUUCAAUAACAACUCCAAGUCGGACACGUGCGCCACCACCAGCAAACGGGAGAACCUUAACCUGGAGAUCCUCAAGAACCUCCUGAACAGCUCCGGCUCGGUCUCUGAGGGCCACGCUAAGAGCGCUACUCUAAAGCCUGGGGCCAGGAGCUUGGCCCCCCACCGCUCCACCCCCACACCCACCACAGACUGCACUGAGCCCACCAGCCUCCGUUCCGUCGCCAAGUCCCUCAAGGUGCCUCCGCCUGCACCCGGCCGACGGAGCCCCCAGGGGGGAAACCUGAACCUCAGCCGCCGGCUGCUGGAGGAGCGGGGCGAGGGCAAUCACUCACCCCUCCACGCCUCCCACAGCUCCUCUGACAUCCGCAGGCUGUGCAACGGUAAGCCUCUAAGGGCGGCCCGAAGCAGCAGCAGCUCCGCACCUCCCUUACCCCCCAAGCCCAGUACCAAAGUCCUGGCCCCCCUCUGCGACAAUGCCCUUCAGGCCCCUGAGAGGGAGCCUGCGCCGCCCUCCUCUGCCACCCCAGAUGAUCAGUUGGAGCUAGAGUUGGGGAGCUCGUUGGCCCGCCGGCCCUCUCUGCACCGCUCCAAGUCGGACCUGAGCGACCGGUAUGCGCGAGCAGGCGCCGACGUGGAACGCUUCUUUAACUACUGUGGCCUGGACCCUGAGGAGCUGGAGAGCGUGGGCGUGGAGAGCUUUGCCCGCGCCAACUCCGACAUAAUCUCCCUCAACUUCCGCAGCGCUAGCAUGAUCAGCUCGGACUGUGACCAAUCACGGCAUAGCAACGAGGACAUGACGGACGAGGAGGAAGACGUGAGCGAACGCGUGCCGUACGGAAUCUCGGCCGUGGAACGAAACGCCCGCGUCAUCAAAUGGCUGUACAGCAUCAAACAGGCACGCGAGUCGCAGAAAGUGUCUCAUGUCUAAAAGAGAAGGAAGAAACAAACUAUUAGAUGGUCCUUACAACAAAACAAAAAAAGACUUCCGAUGGAAUGAAGGUCUUUGGACACUCUGAAUCUCUGAAUGUCAAAGUAUUGACUGGCAAGAUGCCCUUGGAUGGAUCUUGCGGUCGCUUUUGCGUUCAGUGUUUGUUGUCCUCUGAAUCUGCAUGGCUCCUCCCACCCACCCGCCACUGCGGCCUCCAGCUAAAGCAACAGGUUUAGGAAAAAAUGCCCUUUUUCAAGAUGGCAGCAGUUCAGUUCUGUCUCUUCGAGCAGUACAGCUCUCUCUCAUUGUUUUGCUUUCUGUCUGUUUAGACCAGCACAAUGAUGCCAGCUCUUUUUAGAUGUGUCUUCUUAAUGUCCUUUCUUUCUGAACAACACUGAGCCUGGAAGCCAUACGGGUGUGAAUGCAGCGAUUCAGUGUGUAACCAGUCUUUAGUCUGAUAAUUCUGAGCUUUGAGUGUCUAUAGAAAAAAACUCCCUUGAAAAAAGGGCUGUGAAAGCAUGGAACAGUCCAAACCUGCUUCACCCCUUUGGUACCAGGAGAGUUUGUUUGGUACAUUCCAGACCCUGCCCCUUUCCCGGGGAAACCCCAGAUUGAUCCCCUUUUUCAGUGUUACCAUGGUGAUAGCAUUCAGGCAGCAUCAUGAAAUCAUUCAGCAUUACGUGGUUUUUGCUUCUGUUUAGUUUGUUGUCCAUAACAUUCUCAUUGGCAGUUUGAUUUUGUGGUACUUGCUUUUCUUUAAGAUAUGUGUAAAUGCUGUAAAUGCUGAAAAUGUAUAUAAUUUCAAAACUGUUAGAUGUUUGUCAGAGGGCGCCUGUUAAGCUAACUUACUACAUUGUUCAGUCUUCUCCCUGGGCUUGAAUGUGAGACUGCGUCAAACCCAGUUCAUGAUCAAAUUUUUACAACGUUAUGAUGACAUACACUACCGUUCAAAAGUUUGGGGUCACUUAGAAAUGUCCUUGUUUUUGAAAG
Molecule: messenger RNA, 2244 nt
Organism: Salvelinus namaycush (lake trout)
Lineage: Eukaryota; Metazoa; Chordata; Actinopteri; Salmoniformes; Salmonidae
Product: protein FAM110B-like
Exons: 1
Coding region: 10-1254 (414 amino acids)
Source: RefSeq, a predicted model, not a curated record